Thamnophis elegans (Western terrestrial garter snake) is the source of this 3177-nucleotide messenger RNA. It is a transcript of the gene KHDC4, whose product is annotated as KH domain containing 4, pre-mRNA splicing factor. The transcript has 14 exons. NCBI's taxonomy places the organism in Eukaryota, Metazoa, Chordata, Lepidosauria, Squamata, Natricidae. Gene Ontology annotation, molecular function: RNA binding. Bases 1 to 1851 code for a protein of 616 amino acids. Gene Ontology annotation, cellular component: nucleus. The record is from RefSeq and is a predicted model, not a curated record.
AUGUCAGCGGGAUGCUCGGGGCAACGGGAGCCGGGGGCCUCGAGCGGGCGUCGGAGCAAAUGGGACCAGCCGGGGCCUUCGCCAGCUCUCUUUCUCCUUCCUGCUACCACCCCUGUGGCUGGCCGGCCCAUGCAGGGCAGCGGAGACGGCAUGUCGGGCUCAGAAGGCUCGGCGGCGCCUUUGGGAGCUUUGGAUGCCGCUGCGGCAGUGGCCGCAAAAAUCAACGCCAUGUUGAUGGCAAAAGGGAAGCUGAAGCCCUCGUCCAACUCUGCAGACAAGCUCCAGGCUCCAGGCAAAGGUCCGUCGGCGAACAAAAGCAAAGAUGAUCUCGUGGUGGCAGAAGUGGAAAUCAACGACGUGCCGCUCACGUGCCGAAAUCUCCUAACAAGAGGACAGACGCAGGACGAGAUAAGCAAGCUCAGUGGGGCCGCAGUCUCGACUCGGGGGCGAUACAUGACCGCAGAAGAGAAACUCAAAAUUGGCCCCGGAGAUCGUCCCCUGUACUUACACGUCCAAGGACAGACGAGGGAACUGGUAGACAGAGCUGUCAACCGGAUCAAAGAAAUCAUCACCAAUGGUGUCGUCAAAGCAGCCACUGGGUCCAGCCCCACCUUCAAUGGGGCCACGGUGACCGUCUACCACCAGCCCGCCCCCAUUACUCCCUUGCCCCCAGCCGUGGGGCAAAAGACGCCCUUCCAGUCCGGCGGAAUGCAUUACGUCCAGGAUAAGCUGUUUGUGGGGUUGGAACACGCCGUGCCCACGUUCAGCAUCAAGGAGAAGGUGGAAGGGCCAGGCUGCUCAUAUUUGCAGCACAUCCAGAUAGAGACGGGGGCAAAGGUCUUCCUUCGGGGGAAAGGCUCCGGCUGCAUCGAACCCGCCUCUGGCCGCGAAGCUUUCGAACCCAUGUACAUAUACAUCAGCCACCCCAAGCCAGAAGGCCUGGCAGCAGCCAAAAAGCUUUGCGAGAACUUACUACAGACAGUGCACGCCGAAUACUCGCGGUUCGUGAACCAGAUUACCCCCGCCAUGCCCUUAACAGGAUUCGCACAACCGGCAACCAUCGCUACCGUUCCUCCCCAGCCACCGUACUACCCCCCCAACGGCUUCCAGGCGACCUACCCCAUGGCUCCGCCCCCUCAGCAGCCAGGCCAGCCUCCUUACGUGAUGCCGGGCAUCGGUCCUCCGGCAGUUCCUAUGGCGCCCGGGGUACUGGCCCUCCCCACCAGCGUCCCUCCCGUGCCCACCCAGUACCCCAUUACGCAAGUCCAGCCCGCUGCUACCACCAGCCAGACCCCGCUAACUGCUCCUUUCUUGCCUGCUGCUCCUGGAAAGACGCCCUUGCCGAGUGGGACGCAGCCCCAGAUGCAGUCCCUUCCUCAACAGGGUCAAAAGCGGCGAUUCACCGAGGAGCUCCCGGACGACCACGAAUCCGGAUUGUUGGGAUAUCAGCAUGGACCCAUUCAUAUGACUAAUUUAGGUACAGGAUUCUGCAUCCCGACGGACAUGGAUGGAACAGGCCCGAAGCCAGCAGGUUCCUCAGGAAAGGAGAGAGAGAGGGACAGGCAGCUGAUGCCACCACCACCAGCGUUACCAGUGACCGGAAUGAAGCCGGAGCCUGAUGACCGAAACGGGUCCUUGGGGGGCAGCAACGAUCAUCCAUCCAAGAAGAUGAAAGGCCGAGAAAAGGAACUCGGGCUGGUGGCCUACACCGGCGACUCGUCGGACGAAGAGGAAGACCACGGGGGUCUUAAAAAUGCAAGUAGCUACUCCCAAACCUGGAGGCUCGGAUACCAGUACCCGUCGUCACAGCAGCGGGCGAAGCAACAGAUGCCGUUCUGGAUGGCCCCUUAGGGUCUCCCCGUCUUCGCCCUUCCGCCUCGAGCAAUAAAACCGCAUGUAUUCCGAUCAAGAGACAAGUCCGCGCCAACCCAGAAGCUCCUCCCCCUGCUCUCUGCACACGCUUGUGAGAUGCAGUUACGACUCUAUUUUUAUUUUUUAUUUCCUUUUCGUGUGGCUGGGCUCUUUUUUAUGCCCUUUCCCCACCCCCUCUGGUACCGAACAUCCGCCGUUUGGAGCGACUCACGGCGGGGAGGGGGAAACCGCCGGAUACUUCGGCAGCACGACGGCCGAUCCUCUGCGGGUUGCGUGCGAUCACGCACCAAGGAGUGUCCUCGCCUCGCCUGAGCUCCCGAAUCUUCUCAGUAGCGGCUUUUCAGAAGAGGGGCCAGCCAGUCAGCCUGCUUGGCCCCCCCCUGCGUCACAACUGGCUGCCGUUCCGUGUUCGUUUCUUGCUGGGAAGAAUUUCCGCUCCCCCCCCUUCUCCUCCGGGCUGUGUGCGUGUGACACUUCCCCCCCCCCUUUCUGGAACGGAGAACAGAAAAAAACCUUUGCUGGAUCAUUAUAUAUAUAUUUUUUUGACUCUAGAAUCCUUUCCCAGAUGGGAUCUCUGUUCCUUUUUGUUCCCCCAAGCUGUUUAUUUCUAUUGUUUUUGUUUUUAGCAUUAGGAAAUCGCAGCUUUUGUAGCUGUGUAAGCGCCGUUUAGAUCUGGAGUUUUUUUUUUUUAAUCCGCCUGGCGGAUAACAUUUUUUCGUUUCUUGGCUUUUUUUAAGCAAGGAGACGGCACAACGGAGGGGAAAUUUAGACAAUUCAGCUCUUAGAAUUUAAAAUCUUGGCUUCCUCCACCAGCAUUGCGUUCAUUUCGGUAUGGUUACGAGACCUCCUUUCUGUUCCAAAUUUGCGAGCGGCGACCAGAUUUCAUUCUGUGGUUGUUUCCCUCCCCCCCCCCCUUUUUAAAAAAAAUAAUACUACAUGUUCUGGAAUCGGUAAAAGCCGAUUGUUUUUAAUCGUUGUUUCGGAACUAACCGGAUUUCGCCAGUACUGUUAGCUAUUAAACACACGGGGGUUUAAUUUUUUUUUAAUGUUUUCGCACAAUGAAUUGCGCAGCCUUGGGAAUGUGGAACCGCAGACUGACUCUGCUUUCUCUCCCGCCCAAAAAAAAAAAAAAAGAGUAUUUAAAAUAAUUGGAACAAAAGUGUCGGAUUAUUUUUCCUUUCCUUUCCCCCCCCCCCCGGCGGGUUUGCUUCGCCCCCCCAACCAACACCCCCCACCCCAAACUUCAGUCUGUUCUCUGAUUUUUCUACAUGUUGUAAAUAAAUUGAACCAUAAUUUCACGAUAAA